Messenger RNA from Hipposideros armiger (great roundleaf bat), 3155 nucleotides. Its product is annotated as zinc finger protein 14-like. The coding region runs from base 335 to 2182 and encodes 615 amino acids. The transcript has 5 exons. The record is from RefSeq and is a predicted model, not a curated record. Gene Ontology annotation, molecular function: DNA-binding transcription factor activity, RNA polymerase II-specific; RNA polymerase II cis-regulatory region sequence-specific DNA binding. Gene Ontology annotation, cellular component: nucleus. Lineage: Eukaryota; Metazoa; Chordata; Mammalia; Chiroptera; Hipposideridae. Gene Ontology annotation, biological process: regulation of transcription by RNA polymerase II.
GGAAGUUCCGGAUUGCGUCUCACCUUCUGUUAGCGGUCCAGGUGUCUUUGCUGUAUAGUCAAUUCAGCUGUGACCUGCACCGGCUGCGGGAACCGAAGGGACUUCGCCGGAGUACCCCAGAAACCGGACAUGUGUAUAAAGAAGUUCUGUUUACACUGUACCACACCCUGUUAAGUGUGCAAUACCAUUAUGUCUAAAGGAUCAGUGUACAUGUAUCAUCUGCGCAUUCAGUGAGUCAUAAUCGUAUUGCUGGUGGAGACUCUUGUCUUGAUAUUGAUGAAAACAUAAUAUCUUCCAAGUGCAAUAAAGUGAAACACAAUAAAAUGAGGACUCAAUGGCCUUUGAGGAUGUGGCUGUGACCUUCACCCUGGAGGAGUGGGCUUUACUGGAUCCUUCACAGAAGAAACUCUAUAGAGAUGUGAUGCGGGAAACCUUCAGGAACCUGGCCUCAUUAGGUAAAGAAUGGGAAGAUCAUGACAUUGAAGACGAAUACAGAAACAAGGAGAAAAAACGAAGAAGUCAUAAGAUGGAGAGACUCUGUGAAAGUAAAGAAGGUAGUCAAUGUGAGAAAAACUACAGCAGUAUUCCAAAUCACAAUUUGAAGAGGAAAACUCUUCCUAGAGUAGAACCGUGGGAAUACACCAUGUGUGGAAAAGUCUUCACGCAUCAUUCAUCUCAUAAUAAGCACACAUGUCACACUGGACGCAAGUCCUCUGAGUAUCAGAAACAUGGAGAGAAACCACAUAAUUAUAAGGUAUUAGGCAGAGUGUUCAGUUAUCUUCAAUUUUUUGAAAAACAUGAAAAAAAUGACAAUGGAGAGGAACCUUGUAAGUGUAAGGAAUGUGGGAAAGCCUUCAUGUCGCUCAAAACCCUUCAAAGACACAUGAGUACGCAUUCUGUAGAUGUUCCUUACAAAUGUAAGGUGUGUGGGAAAACCUUUACUUCUUCAGCUUCACUUCAAAUAUGUGAAAGAACCCACACAGGAGAGAAGCCUUAUCAAUGUAAACACUGUGGAAAAGCUUUAAGGUGCUACCAAAGUCUUCAAAUACAUGAAAGAAAUCAUACUGGAGAGAAACCCUAUAUAUGUAAAAAAUGUAGUAAAGCAUUCAGUUGUCUCCCUUAUCUGCGAAGUCAUGAAAGAACUCACACUGCAGAGAAACCCUAUGAAUGUAAGGAAUGUGGAAGAGCCUUCAGAUAUCAUCAAAGUUUUCGAAAACAUGAAAGAAAAUUUAUUGGAGAGAAGCUCUAUGAUUGUAAGGAAUGUGGGAAAGCUUUCAGAUGUUUUAAAAGUUAUCGAAUACAUAAAAGAAAUCACAGUGAAGAGAAACCCUAUGAAUGUAAGGAAUGUGGAAGAGCUUUCAAAAGUCAUCACACUUUUAGAAUACAUGAAAGAAAAUUCAUUGGCGAGAAGCCCUAUGAAUGUAAGGAAUGUGGGAAAGUCUUUCGAUGUUAUAAAAGCUUUCAAAUACAUGAAAGAAAUCAUACUGCUGAGAAACCCUAUGAAUGUAAAAAAUGUAAUAAAGCAUUCAGUUGUCUCCCUUACCUUCGAAAACAUGAAAGAAGUCACAAUAAAGAGAAACCCUAUGAAUGUAAAAAUUGUAGUAAAACAUUCAAGUAUCCCAGUGAUCUUCGAACACAUGAAAAAAAUCACACUGAAGAGAAACCCUAUGCAUGUGAGGAAUGUAAAAAAGCCUUCAGACAUUACAGUUCAUUACAAAUACAUGAAAGAAUGCACACAGGAGAGAAACCCCAUGAAUGUAAACACUGUGGUAAAGCCUUCACUUGGCGCACCACCCUUCGAAGACACAUGAAAAUGCAUACUGGAAACACACCCUAUCAAUGUAAGGAAUGUGGGAAAGCAUUCACCUGCCUCAGUUUGUAUCAAAGACAUGAAAGGACUCACACUGGAGAGAAACCAUAUGAAUGUAAACAAUGUGGUAAAGCCUACAGACAAAAAUGUUCACUACAAAUUCACAAAAGAACUCAUACUGGGGAAAAACCCUAUGAAUGUAAGGAAUGUGGAAAAGCCUUCAGUCGUAAAAAAAUCCUUCAAGUACACGUAAUAGUGCACACUAGAGAGAAAUCAUAUAAAUGUAAAGAAUGUGGGAAAGCCUUCAGCCAUUCCUCUACCUUCCAUAAGCAUGGAAGGACCCACUGGAUAAAACCUCUUGAAUGUAAGUAAUAUGGGAAAUAUUUCAAUUGCCCCCCCCCAUCCUUACAUGUAAAAUCUCCCACAAAAAGAAAUAAAAUCUAAAUAACAUGAGAAGGCUUGAUGUAAAUUAUUCACAUUUAGUGUUGCAGAAAACUCAAAAUAAAGAAUUAUUAAAAUUGUCAAUAAAGCAUGUUUACCAUCUUUCAUCAAGUGCAUUAUUGGAAUGUGGAUUUCUGCUGUAGUUGACCCUUGAACAGCUUUGGCUUUAAAGUCCCCAACCACCCUUGCAAUUGAAAGUCUGAUUAUGACUCAAGCCAGCCUGCAUAUAAGUGGAUUUCUAACCCUUGGUACUAAAUACAGUUGACCCUUGAACAACAUGAGGUUGAAUUGCUUGGGUCUUGGUAUAUGUGGAUUUUUUUUCAAUAGUCAAUUUUAAUUAUUUUCAGAAAUGAUUAUUGAUUAAUUGUAUGCAUUGUCUUUCAACAAGAGUACAUAACACUAAUAGGUAGUGAUUUUUCAUUGAGUCAGUUAAUCAUAUUAUCUCUUUACAUUUUGAAGUCUGUUAUAUCCAUGGGUGAAUUUAAGUGUAUUUCUAAUAUUUAAUUAGAUUUAAUUUUUAAUGUGGUUUUAUUUGUUUUGUGUUCAGGGGCCACUGUAAAAUGACAGCUUUGUAUUUGGGGGGGGAUUUUCCUACUGGCCUUGUGACACUUCUUGAUACCUGUAGUCCAUUCUACAUACCCUACCUUAAUUACUGAAAAAGUUCCUUUUAGGGUGACAGUUAUAAGAGCCUUUUUCCAUUUUCCAUGCUAAUAAACAGUCAGAGUUAAUUUUUAUGUCAAGUUAAUGAAAGAGUGUAAUUACAUUUGGCCUUUUGCUUUGUUUUUCUGACUGAGACUUGGUGAAUAGAUUCUGAUUUAAGAAGAGAGACCUGUGAGCCGGCCCAGUGGCACAGUGGUUAAGAGCUGGCUUGGGAUGCCAGAGGGCCCCGGUUCGGAUCCCACAU